AUGAGAAGCAAAUCCAUCUUAGCUGGUGCCGUUAAUGUUCCAAUUGAACCAACAUCAAAUGUUGACUCACGAACGACAAACAAUAUUGUCAUAAAGAACUAUAGUUCAGAGUGUUUGAAAGAAAAAGAACCAGAGCUGAAAUCCGUGAAUUUAAACUCAGCUUCAAACGCUAACGCUACAUCAGAUGUUAAGUUAGAGUAUCCACCACUGGACCAAGUUCUUUCAAGAGAAGCCAACGACAACCCUUACACAAAUGUUCAAACAAAUCCUUCAGAUAACGUAGACCAUUACCUUCUUCAGUUAUACCAAACAAUUUUACUCAAAGACGAUAAGAAGCUUUUGACAAAUCUUAUAAGCAAGAACCAAAUAAUUCUAACAAAGGAGGACUUGAAAAUGUUAUAUCACGAAUAA
Messenger RNA from Trichomonas vaginalis G3, 411 nucleotides. RefSeq lists its product as uncharacterized. The coding region runs from base 1 to 411 and encodes 136 amino acids. The transcript has a single exon. The record is from RefSeq and is a predicted model, not a curated record. Lineage: Eukaryota; Parabasalia; Trichomonadida; Trichomonadidae.